AAGGAAGUGUGACGUAAUAUUUUGUUGUGGUGGUGGAAGAAGCCGAGCAUCGCAGUGACUCGAGCGACAGAAGAAAAUGGAGCAAAACGUUGAAGAUUACAAGCUGAUUUUUGAGAAGGAGGGCGUUUACCUCCACACAAAUGCCAAGAGGAGUAACCAGGAGACCACCAUCCCGGGGUUUAUCCGCAUCGUGGAGCGGGCUGGAGUGCCUGCUCUCGAGUGGAGCCCCCUGGAGUAUGAAGGUCGCAGAGCCCCUGCUGUUCUCUACUCCAAAAAGGAUGGAGAAGCAGGGGAGGAGGACACAAAGUUCGACCCUGGUUAUGAGCCAGACUGGGCGGUGAUCAGCACUGUGAAGAAAGAAAGGCAACACGUUCCAGUACAAGACUCAGGUCAGUGGUCGUUCUCUCUGCCGCUCUCGGAGCUGUACUCUCUUCGGAGGGCCCGCUUCUCUUUGGGUCGAAACUUCUUGGUGCUAACGAGUCGAGGAGGACACCCGCUGCCUCCCCUCCACUUCCACAGAGGAGGAACCAGGGAACUUCUGCGGGCCAUGCAUCGCUACAUUGUCCUGGAUCCGUCACCGGUUGACGGGCGGCUCUUCCUUGCUUACCCGCAUGACUCGGGUGCGCUCUCUCAGUCCUUUGACAAGCUGCACCUCUUUGACGACAGCACCGAUCUGGUCUCGAGAUUUAUCCAGGACCCGUAUGCCACCACAUUCGGCGGAUUCUCCAAAGUCACCAAUUUCUUCAGGGAGGCUCUUCGGCCUCCAGACUUCCCCGCCCACUCACGUUCCGCUCAGGAUCCUAAUCUGCCGCUCCAUUCUGACGAAGAGCCCGGAUUUGAACUCAUCACCUGUGGGGUGGAGCUUGGCCCCAGACCUAACGUAAACAGAGGGCGUCCUAUGGACAAGUGGGAGGAGUUUCUGGACCCCGAGGGCCGUGUGAUGAACCCAGAAAAAAUCAAAGAUCUCGUGUUCAGAGGGGGAAUCAUGCCGUCACUAAGAAGGGAGGUGUGGAAGUUCCUCCUGGGUUUUUAUCCCUGGAACAGCACAGCUAAGGAACGGGAGGACAUUCUGAGGGUCAAAACGGAUGAAUAUUUCCGGAUGAAGGUGCAGUGGAAGUCGGUCAGUGAAGAGCAGGAGAUGAGGAACUCCCUCCUCAGAGGCUACAGGAGCCUGAUAGAGAGAGACGUCAGCAGGACGGACAGACACAACACGUUCUUCUCCGGGAACGACAAUCCUGGACUGACGCUGCUGCACGAUGUCCUGAUGACGUACUGCAUGUACAACUUUGAUCUAGGUUACGUGCAGGGGAUGAGCGACCUGCUGUCUCCUCUCCUCUUCGUCACUCAGAACGAGGUGGAGUCUUUCUGGUGUCUGACGGGCUUCAUGGAGCUGGUGCACCAGAACUUUGAGGAGUCUCAGGAAGCCAUGAAGAAGCAGCUCCUUCAGCUCAGCAUCCUGCUCAAGGCUCUGGACCCCGAACUUUGUGACUUCCUGGAUUCUCAGGACAGCGGCUCGCUCUGCUUCUGUUUCCGCUGGCUGCUCAUCUGGUUCAAGAGAGAGUUUUCCUUCGAGGACAUCCUCACACUGUGGGAGGUCCAGUGGACUCGCCGUCCCUGUGACAACUUCCACCUGCUGAUCGCCUGUUCCAUCCUGGAGUCCCAGCGGGGGGAGCUGAUUGGCUCAGACCACGACUUCAACACUAUUCUGAAACACAUCAAUGAGCUGACAAUGAAGUUGGAUCUGCAGAGCGUUCUGUGCGGCGCAGAGGCGAUUUUUCUACAGCUGGUUCAGUGCAAGGAGCUCCCCCUAAAGGUGCAGCAGGUGCUCGGCCUCUACGUUCCCUUCAGCUCUGAGGACAGCAGUCCUGACCCCGCCCAGUCCAGCGAGACGACACAGCUCCUCAGCCAAUCACACGCCGGCGCUGCCUCCUCUUCUUCUAAUGCAGCAGCACGAGUUCCCACUUAUCCUUAAAUCAUGUGUGUAUGUGCGUGUGUGUGCGUGUGUGUGAGCUGAUGUAUGGAAGAUAUUUAUAUAUAAAUAUUAAAAAAAAGAAUACAUAUAUUCAUAUAUACUGUAUAUGAUCAAAUGAAGGACUAGACGGAAAGUGUAGACCGGGGUUUACUGUUUGUCAGGGACAGGGGCCACUGUUGAGGCUGUUUUCUUUUGAUUGAUUGUGAAUGUUUUGACUCUGUCGUCGUCUUUUUUGUUUCUUCUUCCUCCAUCUUAUAUUUUCAUGCGUUAUUUAACGAUUUAACACUUUCAAGUUUUGUUUGGAUGUCCCCUUGUCCCCCUAUGUCCUCCGUCCCCCCAGGGUCCAGGACCAUGGAUCACAUAAAUUGAAACUGGAACUUUCACCGACGUCGCCUGCUACCUGUCAAUCACCCUACUGUCCACUGAGGGGGUGAAAUAAAAUAUAAUGAUACUGAUAUGCAAAUAUUCUGGAGGGUAGUUGUCUUUGGGUGGUUUCUGCCUUGUAGUUCAGCCUCCGACCACUAGUUGGGAACAGGCUUUCUCUCGUCCUCCCACUCAUCCCACAGGAUGAAGAAAACUGACUGAAAACUGUUGAAAAUAUACAAUUUUGGUUGGGGGGAAUUGAAAUUUAUCACCUUAUUGUCAAAAUAUCUGAAUAUUUUUAGUGAAAUAUCUUAUCAUUAUGCCUGUAUUACGAUGUAUAUCUCAGUCUCCGUUAGUCAGUCCUCUAACGUCUACGUAAAUGUGCCAUACUUCAUCAUCUAUUUUCCCUCUAAAUGCGAAUAUAAUUUUGACUAGAAGAUCGCGAUUUUGACUAUUAUCUAACUAAAAUCAAGUGAGAAGUUUUUUUUCCCAUAGCAUUAUUUUUGUGACCAGCAGAGCAGAGUUGCUGCCCUCUAGUGGUUAACUGCUUCUUCCUAGUUUUCACUUUUCAAAUUGUUUUUUCACCGGGUUUAUCGUCAUAACCCACAGAUUUGUCGCUUAUUUCGCGAUCAUUUGUCACUUUCAAAAAGUUGGUUUCUGUUUAGCGUAGCCGAUAUUACGACGGGCAUCUUUGUGUUUUUCUCCUCCUUUUUUGUAAAGUUUUACCAUUUAAUAACAAAUAAUACACACAUUUUGAUUUCUGUUGUUAUUUUUGUGCUUUGUUUUUUUGUUCUUUGCAAACAGAAACGAUGUAGCGUUAUUUGUUUGCUGCCUAAAAAACACAGGUUUUGUUGUCACUGGGCGACACCAGAUCUGAACACUAAAUACAUUCAUUUGACAAAGUUUAGAACGAAAAACUCACACACUGCAGCUUUAAAUAAACUCUCCACCAUCUAUAUUUUGUCUCUUUUGUCACCUAAACGUUCUGAGAACAUAAAUAAUGUGUAAUAUUUGCCUGAUUAUGACCGAAAAGUAUAAAUAUUGACGUGAUUCAUUUUCCCCUGUCCCCUGUCCCUUGUCCCCUCGUCCCACUGGUCCUGAAAAAGGGAAGAAAAUGAAGUUUUGAAGAAUUUCUUUUGUUUUUAAAAGUCAUUCCUAUGCAAAUGUUACCGCAUGCCUUUGUUUGAGAUUAUAUUUUAAAUCUCAAACCUUGUUAUUAUCUGUUUUCAUCACUGAUUGUUGUCAAAUAAAUGGUCGUCUCUCA
Messenger RNA from Solea senegalensis (Senegalese sole), 3599 nucleotides. It is a transcript of the gene tbc1d17, whose product is annotated as TBC1 domain family, member 17. The coding region runs from base 77 to 1972 and encodes 631 amino acids. The record is from RefSeq and is a predicted model, not a curated record. Gene Ontology annotation, biological process: activation of GTPase activity. The transcript has 17 exons. Lineage: Eukaryota; Metazoa; Chordata; Actinopteri; Pleuronectiformes; Soleidae. Gene Ontology annotation, molecular function: GTPase activator activity.